Fonsecaea nubica is the source of this 3483-nucleotide messenger RNA. RefSeq lists its product as hypothetical. Gene Ontology annotation, molecular function: zinc ion binding; DNA binding; heme binding. Gene Ontology annotation, biological process: DNA-templated transcription. Lineage: Eukaryota; Fungi; Ascomycota; Eurotiomycetes; Chaetothyriales; Herpotrichiellaceae. The coding region runs from base 1 to 3483 and encodes 1160 amino acids. The transcript has 8 exons. The record is from RefSeq and is a predicted model, not a curated record.
AUGCUCACCAAGGCGCAGGUGGAGGAACAUCACACAAAAGACUCUUGCUGGGUCAUCAUCUCAGGAAAUGUGUACGAUCUGACCGACUUUCUGGAUCAUCACCCUGGCGGCUCAGCCAUCAUCCUUCGAUAUGCAGGCCAGGAUGCCACCUCGGCGUAUGAGCCCUUACAUCCUCCUGGGACUCUGGAAAGAUAUUUGAGCAAGGAGAACUACAAAGGACCAGUGCUUGUCGACCAGGCCGGUGUAAAAGCGUCGAGGAGGAAAUACAAAGAAGGGGACCCAAUCCCGUUGAUGCUAUGCAUGAAUCUUGACGACUUUGAAAAGGCAGCUCGUAUAUCGAUCCGAGAGCGAGCCUUUGUCUAUUUCCAUUCGGCGGCGGAAGAUAAAGUGACGUUCUACCGGAAUCGACAGGAUUGGUCAAGAAUCUCCCUUCGUCCACGGACGCUUAACGAUGUGGCCAAGGUAGACCCAAGUCGGCGUAUCAUGGGGUUCCAGAGUUCCCUGCCGUUUUUCAUCGCACCAGCUGCAAUGGCGCGUCUAGCUCAUCCUGACGGAGAGUUUUGCCUUGUCCGCGCCGCAAUCAAAUACGGAAUCCCAUACUGCGUGAGCACCUAUUCCUCUGUUCCGCACGAAGAGCUCGCAAGCCAUGUACAGCCAAACAAACCUACAGCGCUGUUCUUCCAGCUUUAUGUCGCAAAGGAGAGAUCACGGACCGAGGUGCUGAUUCGGAACGCGAAGAGAUUCGGGUUUAAAGGACUGCUCGUUACGGUCGACACAGCCGUAGGAGGGAAAAGGGAAGAGGAUGAGCUGUUCCAGGCACAAAUAGCAUAUGAGGCCGGCGACGACGACGUUCCUCGUCCAUUCUACGCAAGCCCGGGAGAAGAGGCACCCGUUCUACGCGGCGCUCACUCGUCGACGCUCAACUGGCGCGAUCUCGAAUGGAUCCGUCGAGAGUGGGGAGACGCCGGCCCGAUUUACCUCAAGGGCAUCCAAUGUGCCGAAGACGCAGAAGCGGCGCUACGUGCGAACGUGCACGGUAUCUAUCUCAGCAACCACGGAGGACGGCAACUUGACUCUGGAUCUAGCGCCCUCCGGACGCUGUUGGAGAUCAGGACAUUCUGCCCGCACGUCCUGGAAAGGCUGGAGAUUUAUCUUGACGGUGGCGUUCGUCGGGGGAGCGACGUGAUCAAGGCUUUGUGUCUAGGUGCCACUGGCGUUGGACUGGGUAGGCCAUUCAUGUAUGCUCUUGGGGCAUAUGGUACGGAUGGUGUCAUGAAAGCCGUCCAAAAAUGUAUUGUGAGCUACGAUGACAACCGCAAGAUCAACGCCUCCAAGAAACAUGUGCGUCAGCUCGAGGAGCGGCUUGAGUCCCUCGAGUCCCAGAUCAGAAGUUUUCAGCAACCCGAGGAGAGAAGUAUACCGUCUCAUGAGAAUCCGAGGGUUUCACCUGGUCAAGGCGAGACCACAGAUCCCCGACAGCUGCAUGGGGCACUUUCUACGCAGGUCGAUCGCAAUGUGCUGGGUGCGAUGGAGAUUGACGGCUUGGACAGUCAUGACCUGGUCGACGCUGUGCCUGAUACGAUGGUGGUCCACCCUUGUGAUCCUUCUCAAACGCCAGAGACGCACAAAAUCCCCAGCAUUAACGGAGUGCCCGAGUCCUCGUCUGCCCGUGAUAGAGAAGACCCCAGUAUGUGCGAUCUCGGCCUCAACUACUGGCAUCAUGACGUAUUCGAAAGGCCCUCGACGUUGAUCGGACAAUUCCCUCUUCCUCCUGGCCCUGGGGAUGAACAGCUCUCGACCACCAUCAAUACCCUCGACGGCCGGUUCCCUGGUCACUGGCUACACACCGCGCCCAUGGAACCCUACACGAACCAAGGGAGCCCCGUCAAUGACACUGGCGAGUUCCGCGCAAAAUACCUGGAAAAAUGGUGGAAGUUCCAGGACAUGUCGAUCUACCUGGUCGAUCCCAAGCUCUUUAUGGCCGGGUACGAGAGAGGAGUUCGGUCCCAGCACUUUUCUCAGUUCGCCCUUGACGCCCUCAUAGCUUGUGCACUACGCCUCGACAAAGACGAGUCGGUCCGGAAACUGGGUCGCUCGUACGCGGAGCGGGCCAAAAAGCAGCUUAUCAAAGAACUGGAAAGUCCCAUCAUGUCCACCAUCCACGGCUUCUGUCUCCUUAGUGACUACGAGUGUACAAAUGGGAGCGAGAAUUUGGGGUGGAUCUAUGUUGGUAUUGCAUGCCGUCUCAUAGUGGACUUGGGUCUGCACCAAGACUGCACGGAACUGGUCGACUCGGGCAUCAUCACCAAGGACGACGCCAUUGCACGGCAACGCAUGACGUAUGGCACUUUUGUAUACGAACAAGUCUGGAGUGUGUUUCUGGGUCGGCCCUCGUCCUUGAAGGCCUCGAAUAUCCUCAUGGCGUGGAUGUCGUGCGGUUACUCCGAGUACCAAGAGCAUUUACUGAAUGCGUGGGUCGACCUGUCUAGCCUGGUGAGAAAGAUGGUCAACGCGUGUAAUCGGAUCAAAAUGGACCACGAAAAGGCGCUGAGAAAGUGCAAACAGCUCGACGAGGCCAUCACGAGAUGGGAGACCUCCUUGCCUCCUGACCUGCGAUGGACCGAAAAGGACCCGACCUGCUGGCCGCCCUCUCUGUGUGUCCUGUACAUGCAAUUCUGCAACAUACAGAUCCUCCUCCACAGGACCGUCAGCUCUUGCCAACACUUGUACGCGUCUUCUUCUGUCGUGGCCGGCCGGAAUUCUGGGGAGUGGCCACACAGCCGAGAGCAGUCGCAGCGGAUCAUGCACGAGAACGCCGUGAAUAUUGCGCAGACGCUGGAAAUCCGCCGUCUCGCCUUUGAAGACUGGGGGUUCGCGACGCUCAUGCUGGACAUCAUCUUCACCACGGCGAGCACGCUGAUCACGAGCAUGGCGUCCGACGACAACAACGCCAGCGGGCUGAGAGACCACAAGUGGUUGAUUUGCAUCCUCGAAGUCUGCGAGUGCUUGCAGGUGCACUACCCGGUCGUCAAGCGCAUGAUCACGGUGCUCAACUCGCUGUUGGAGAGCACGGGGCUCGACAAAUUCAUCUGGCGUGGUCCGGCGGCCAAGAACGGCGGCGCCGGCGGUGGCAGUGGCCAGAAUGAAACCGCCACGCCGAGAGCAAAGGACAAGAGAACACUGAGCCAUUCGAGCGGGAGAGCCGCGCCGUUUAACCCAACCCGCUGGUGCGAGCCGGUGAUAUCAUCCUCGCCGGACCGCACCCUUGUGGCCGGCUCGGAUGUCUCAGUGGCACCAGCACCAGCGAGUCAGCAGCCGUCUUCCAUGGCUGACGUCCAACACGGACCGGGAAUGAGCAACAACACAGCUUGUAACCCGUGGUUCCAGACCGAUCACGGUGGAGAGCCCUGUACGUUUGGAUUCCUCGAGGUCGUCUCACCCCUGAACUGGGGGAUGACCACUACUGAAGCCGUCCUUCUUUAG